AUGACGCAGGGCGGGGGCGUGCCCGAGAUGCGCGCUGCGCAAGGCUGCUUGUUGUUCCCGCAGAGAGGCGAGAAGAUGGCGGCCGUGUCAAGCGGAGGUGCUGCUGGGUCCACUGUGCCCGGGAUUACGCACUCUGCCCGACCGACCCACGCAGUUAUGGGCUCCCAGAACCGAGGCCAGCCAUCCUCCGGGAUCAGCCACCCCAGUCGCACCAGCACGACCACUGGGUGCAUCACCAGUCCUGGCCACACUUCGGCCACCAGGCCCCCCCCAGCUCGAGUGGGCCACUAUGAAAUCGAGCGGACCAUCGGCAAGGGGAAUUUCGCGGUUGUUAAACUAGCCACGCACGUCAUUACCAAAGCAAAGGUGGCUAUAAAAAUAGUGGAUAAGACCCAGCUGGAUGAUGAGAACCUGAAAAAGAUCUUCAGAGAGGUGCAAAUCAUGAAGUUGCUGAAACACCCCCACAUCAUCCGCCUCUACCAGGUGAUGGAGACGGAGAGGAUGAUCUAUCUGGUAACGGAGUACGCCAGCGGUGGAGAGAUAUUUGACCACCUGGUGGCUCAUGGGCGUAUGGCAGAAAAAGACGCCAGAAAGAAGUUCAAGCAGAUUGUGGCAGCGGUGCACUUCUGUCACUGUCGCAACAUCGUCCACCGAGACUUGAAGGCAGAGAAUCUGCUCCUGGACCACAACCUCAACAUCAAAAUCGCAGAUUUUGGCUUCAGUAACUUGUUUUCUCGAGGCCAGCUGUUGAAGACAUGGUGUGGCAGCCCUCCCUAUGCUGCACCGGAGCUUUUUGAGGGGAAAGAGUAUGAUGGUCCAAAAGUAGAUAUAUGGAGCUUAGGUGUGGUGUUAUAUGUUUUGGUGUGUGGCGCCCUGCCUUUCGAUGGCAGCACUCUACAAAAUUUGCGGGCACGUGUCCUCAGUGGGAAAUUCCGCAUCCCCUUCUUCAUGUCCACAGGUAAUAAUUUCGUUUACCGGCUUCCAAUAUCCUUCAUAGGGUGA
Molecule: messenger RNA, 1002 nt
Organism: Solea senegalensis (Senegalese sole)
Lineage: Eukaryota; Metazoa; Chordata; Actinopteri; Pleuronectiformes; Soleidae
Product: serine/threonine-protein kinase SIK3 homolog
Exons: 6
Coding region: 1-1002 (333 amino acids)
Biological process (GO): microtubule cytoskeleton organization; protein phosphorylation; intracellular signal transduction
Cellular component (GO): cytoplasm
Molecular function (GO): ATP binding; tau-protein kinase activity; protein serine/threonine kinase activity
Source: RefSeq, a predicted model, not a curated record